CGAUUUUACGAAAGUUAAUGGCGCGACCAUUCACGUUGUGCUUUACAAUUUUAUCACUUCCACUUUCUGAGACUUUUUCAGUUGCCUAUCAUUCUCUAAAUUAGAUAUUGAUUAUUCAAUCAUUAAUUGUCUUUUAUAUUACUUAAUUCGUAAAUUAAAGAUAACCUUAGAUUAAUUUAGAUUCUUUGCAAUCAUAGUAUCUUGCCUUGAAACAGACUUAAAUGGUUGACAAUUGUUAGUUUAUAUCACCUUUAAUAAGCUUUCUAGUCAACAUCAGUACAAGAUGCCAGAAAACGUGUUAAAUAGUGAUCAUGUGGACGUUAAGUUUGCCAACUGUAAACUUCAGAACAAUAAUGAAGAACAUGAUGAACCUAAUGUACAUUUUGAACCCAUAAUUUCAUUGCCUUUGAUAGAAGUAUCUAACAAUGAAGAGGAUGAACUAGAGAUGUUGAAACUGCGAGCCAAAUUAUAUCGAUAUGAUACAUCGAAUAAUCCAGCAGAAUGGAAGGAACGUGGCACAGGAGAAGUGAAAUUAUUGAGACACACAACAAAGAACACAGUCAGAGUAGUCAUGCGCAGAGAUAAAACUUUUAAGAUUUGUGCUAACCAUUUUAUUACUCCAUGGAUGGAGUUAAAACCAAAUUGCGGUAGUGACAAAGCAUGGAUCUGGAGUGUACUGGCUGAUUACGCGGAUGAGCAACUCAAGCCGGAAUUGCUUGCAAUACGUUUUGCAAAUAUUGAAAAUGCAUCUAUGUGGAAGGAAACAUUUGAAAAAGCUAAGAAGAUCGUAGGAUCUGAAUGUGAGAUCUAUGCUGGGAAAAACAAUUCAAGACAAGAACAUGUUAAGAAUAAUAGUAAAUCUAUCAGCAAUAUAAACUUGAAUGAAAGUAUUAAUUGCAAGGAUCAAACCAAAUUAUCUGAGCCAACUGAAGAAUGUGAAGCUACCUCUCAGGAAAAAGAAAUUGAAGAAAAGGUGACGAUGGCAGAAAAAAAAGAUAUAAAAAAUGAGGAAAAUAUACUGAUCGAAAUCUUGAAAUUAAAAGUAAAAGAUGAAGAUGAAGAUGAGAAGAAGUAAUAGAUUGUAGAAUCAUGUUCAAUGUUUACCUUAACAUUUAUGAAUAUGUUUAUUGUCAAGACAGCACAUUCCAAUAUUAUACAAUGCAAGUUGUCGUUUCGAUCAACAUCUUGUUGAUUAAAUUUUACAUAAAUGUGACAUUUUUUUUAGCAAUGGUGUCUGAUAAAGGGCUGAAUAAAUUUCAUGUUUUGUGAUAAAAUUACAUAUAUAUACAUAUUCAGAAAGUUUUAGAAAAUGGAGUAAUUAGAUACAAAAUAUUAUUUACUAAAAAAAUAAAAGGGGAAAAAAUGCAUAUUGAAUAAUGCAUUUUGGGAUAUGGAGAUAUGUAAAUCGACAAUCGCGCAUGAUUGAUCGCUCAGGAAAUUGCACUUUAAUUUUCAUUAACCAAGGAAGAUAACUGAAGGAUUAUAUCAUGUAUUUAUUGAUAUGAAAAUCGCAUUACGUAUUUCUCUUGACAACGUUAAACAUGUUGAAAAUGUCUUGUACGUAUAUUAUAUAAUAAUCAAUGAAAUUGUUCAAUUUGUUGCCAAUUUUAUUUACGAUAUAAUAUUUUUAAUCACAACUUACUUAAUUUUUAUUCAUUCGCGAUCCAUUUCUUUGGAAAAAAUAUUAAAUUUUAGUUUUAUAUCAUAAUGAAUUAAAAAUAUUGUAUUCAGUUAUAUGUAUAAAUGAUUUGUAACAUUGUAAGUUAAGAUAUCUUUUAAAUAAAAAGUGAAAUUCCACAUGUUCAAUAA
Messenger RNA from Ooceraea biroi (clonal raider ant), 1809 nucleotides. Its product is annotated as ran-specific GTPase-activating protein. Gene Ontology annotation, cellular component: cytoplasm; nuclear pore. NCBI's taxonomy places the organism in Eukaryota, Metazoa, Arthropoda, Insecta, Hymenoptera, Formicidae. Gene Ontology annotation, molecular function: GTPase activator activity. Gene Ontology annotation, biological process: nucleocytoplasmic transport. The record is from RefSeq and is a predicted model, not a curated record.